Molecule: messenger RNA, 552 nt
Organism: Cornus florida
Lineage: Eukaryota; Viridiplantae; Streptophyta; Magnoliopsida; Cornales; Cornaceae
Exons: 4
Coding region: 1-552 (183 amino acids)
Molecular function (GO): nucleic acid binding; zinc ion binding
Source: RefSeq, a predicted model, not a curated record
AUGCCAGCUGGGUUUGACAAGGGUGGAGUCGUAUGUUUUCAGUGUCAGCAGCCUGGGCAUUACAAGUCCAGUUGUCCAAUGAUAUCGUCUUCAGUUUCUUUAGCUCCAAAGGUUUGCUAUGGGUGUGACCAGCAGGGUCACUUGAUUCGAGACUGUCCUAGUCAGGGAGCAGGCACCGGUAGUGGUAGAAGAAUUCAGGGUGGCAGUUCUCAGGCACAGACACCGCAGGGACGUGUCUUUGCACUCGCACCGGUUGAUGCAUCUUCUGAACCGUUAGUUCUCCGAGGUAUCUUUCCAGUGUUUGGUUCUUGGGCUCGCAUUCUUUUUGACUCUGGUGUAUCUCAUUCCUUCAUUUCAUUAUCAUUUUCACUUGCAUCUGGGUUAGAGAUUAUACGGUUAAGGGGUUUGUUAGUGGUUCCCACAGUUUGUCGGGAAGACAUCUUAUGGGAGUUUCACACUUCUCGCUUUGCAGUUCAUCCAGGUGGUACUAAGGUAAAGGCCGAGCAUCAGAGACCGGCAGGUUUGUUGCAAACAUUGCCUGUAGCGCAAUGA